Angiostrongylus costaricensis is the source of this 861-nucleotide messenger RNA. The record is from the annotation of a GenBank genome assembly. Lineage: Eukaryota; Metazoa; Nematoda; Chromadorea; Rhabditida; Metastrongylidae.
UUGUAUAAUUUUGGAAUUUCCUUUAGCAGAUUAAAAUUUCUGAUUUCAGUUGGUUCUUCGAUUUCCCACUUCGUCUCUUACCACAAUGUUCGCCAACAAUCUAAAAUUCCGUCAUCAACUGUUUCAAAUGGCACUCAUAGUUCUGGAAGUCAGCUUCCAAGCCCUCCCAGCCCCACAAAAGUUCGUUCUGAGCCAGAACAAGGAUUUAAAGUUUUUAAAGCUUAUCCCCCUUCUGGCCGAGUAUCAGCACUGCAUAUUACUCCUUCUCCUAGUGACUCUGGUAUCGUUGACUAUGAGACUCUCAUUCGAGACAAGGAAAAUGAACUUCGAGUGGUCAGAAAUACAAUGGAACAAAAUGAAGAGAUCAUAGUAAAAGUUUAUCAAGAAAAAGAGAGAGCAUGGAAAGAAGAACUGGAACACCUUCGUUCACGUCUCAGCGCAUCAGAAAAGGGUGAAAAUGCGUUACGAGCGCAGUUGGCAGGUUGUCAAAAACAGACGGACACGAUGAACCGAACCAUUGAUGGACUUCGUGAUGAGAAGACGGGUCUUCUCAGAAAGUGCUUUCAAUUAGAACGUGAAUUAAUGCAAUUGAAAAUGGAAAAUAACAAACCACGAGAAUGUGAAGAAUGUCGACAGCGUACCCACUCAGGACCACCUCUAAAGCGAUCACUGGUGAGCAUAUUUGAUUCUGAUAAUUCGUUACGUGGUGAGGUUGCUAGUUUACGUGGCGAGGUUGCGACGCUUAAAGAAGCGCUCACUGCCCAAAUGCAGGUGUUUUCCGAUGAGAGAAAAAAGUGGGACCGUGAAGUGAGUCGUCGCUUGGGAUUUUUUUGUUUUUUUUCUAACCUAAUUGGUGAAUAG